ACAGCUUAGCGAGUGCGGGGUCGCGCAGUUUUUUUCUGGCAGGCGGUGGAGCAGUUCUGAAAUGGCGGUGCUGCCGAAGGAGACGCUGCAGCUGGAGAGCGCGGCCGAGAUCGGCUUCGUGCGCUUCUUCCAGACCAUGCCGGAGAAGCCGACCACCACGGUGCGCCUCUUCGACCGGGGCGACUUCUACACGGCGCACCACGAGGACGCGCUGCUGGCCGCCCGAGAAGUGUUCAAGACCCAGGGGGUGGUCAAGUACAUAGGGCCGCCAGGAACAAAGACUCUGGAGAGUGUUGUGCUUAGUAAAAUGAAUUUUGAGUCUUUUGUAAAAGAUCUUCUUCUAGUUCGUCAAUAUAGAGUUGAAGUUUAUAAGAAUAGAGCUGGAAAUAAGGCCUCGAAAGAGAAUGAUUGGUAUUUGGCAUUUAAGGCUUCUCCAGGUAAUCUUUCUCAGUUUGAAGACAUUCUCUUUGGUAACAACGAUAUGUCAGCUUCCAUUGGUGUUGUGGGUGUUAAAAUAUCUACAGUUGAUGGCCAAAGACAGGUCGGUGUUGGGUAUGUUGACUCCAUACAGAGGAAGCUAGGACUUUGUGAGUUCCCUGAUAACGAUCAGUUCUCCAAUCUGGAGGCUCUCCUAAUUCAGAUUGGACCAAAGGAAUGUGUUUUACCAGGAGGAGAGACUGCUGGAGACAUGGGAAAGCUGAGGCAGGUUAUUCAGAGAGGAGGAAUUCUGAUCACAGAAAGAAAAAGAGGUGACUUUUUUACAAAAGAUAUUUAUCAGGACCUCAACCGGUUGUUGAAAGGCAAAAAGGGAGAGCAGAUGAAUAGUGCUGUCUUGCCAGAAAUGGAGAAUCAGGUUGCAGCUUCAUCAUUGUCUGCAGUAAUCAAGUUUUUAGAACUCUUAUCAGAUGAUUCAAACUUUGGACAGUUUGAACUGACUACUUUUGACUUCAGUCAGUACAUGAGGUUGGAUAUUGCAGCAGUCAGAGCCCUUAACCUUUUCCAGGGUUCUGUUGAAGAUACCACUGGCUCUCAGUCUCUGGCUGCAUUGCUAAAUAAAUGUAAAACCCCUCAAGGACAAAGACUGGUUAACCAGUGGAUUAAGCAGCCUCUCAUGGAUAAGAACAGAAUAGAAGAGAGACUAAAUUUAGUGGAAGCUUUUGUAGAAGAUGCAGAAUUGAGGCAGAGUUUACAAGAGGAUUUACUUCGUCGAUUUCCAGAUCUUAACCGACUUGCCAAGAAAUUUCAAAGACAGGCAGCAAACUUACAAGAUUGUUACCGACUCUAUCAGGGUAUAAAUCAACUUCCUAAUGUUAUUCGGGCUCUGGAAAAAUAUGAAGGAAAACACCAGAGAUUACUCUUGGCAGUUUUUGUGACUCCUCUUAUUGAUCUUCGUUCUGAUUUCUCCAAGUUUCAGGAAAUGAUAGAAACAACAUUAGAUAUGGAUCAGGUGGAAAACCAUGAAUUCCUUGUAAAGCCUUCAUUUGAUCCUAAUCUGAGUGAAUUAAGAGAAAUAAUGGAUGACUUGGAAAAGAAGAUGCAGUCAACAUUAGUAAGUGCAGCAAGAGAUCUAGGCUUGGAUCCUGGCAAACAGAUUAAACUGGAUUCCAGUGCACAGUUUGGUUAUUACUUCCGUGUAACGUGUAAGGAAGAAAAAGUCCUUCGUAACAAUAAAAACUUCAGUACAGUAGAUAUCCAGAAGAAUGGUGUUAAAUUUACCAACAGUAAACUGACUUCUCUCAAUGAAGAGUAUACCAAAAAUAAAACUGAGUAUGAGGAAGCCCAGGAUGCAAUUGUUAAAGAAAUUGUCAAUAUUUCUUCAGGUUAUGUAGAACCAAUGCAGACACUCAAUGAUGUAUUAGCUCAGCUAGAUGCUGUUGUCAGCUUUGCACAUGUGUCAAAUGGAGCACCUGUUCCAUAUGUACGACCGGUCAUUCUGGAGAAAGGACAAGGAAGAAUUACGUUGAAAGCAUCCAGACAUGCUUGUGUUGAAGUUCAAGAUGAAGUUGCAUUUAUUCCUAAUGAUGUUCACUUUGAAAAAGAUAAACAGAUGUUCCACAUCAUUACUGGCCCUAAUAUGGGAGGUAAAUCAACAUAUAUUCGCCAAACUGGGGUGAUAGUUCUCAUGGCCCAGAUUGGGUGUUUUGUGCCAUGUGAGUCAGCAGAAGUGUCCAUUGUGGACUGCAUCUUAGCCCGGGUAGGGGCUGGCGACAGUCAGUUGAAAGGAGUCUCCACAUUCAUGGCUGAAAUGCUAGAAACUGCUUCUAUUCUCAGGUCUGCAACCAAAGAUUCUUUAAUAAUCAUAGAUGAACUGGGAAGAGGAACCUCUACUUACGAUGGAUUUGGAUUAGCCUGGGCUAUAUCAGAGUACAUUGCAACAAAGAUUGGUGCUUUUUGCAUGUUUGCAACACAUUUUCAUGAACUUACUGCCUUGGCCAAUCAGAUACCAACUGUUAAUAACCUACAUGUCACAGCACUAACUACCGAAGAGACCUUAACUAUGCUGUAUCAGGUGAAGAAAGGUGUCUGUGACCAAAGUUUCGGGAUUCAUGUUGCAGAGCUUGCAAAUUUCCCUAGGCAUGUAAUAGAGUGUGCUAAACAAAAAGCCCUGGAACUAGAGGAGUUUCAGAAUAUUGGAAAAUCACAAGACUAUGGUGAAAUGGAACCAGCAGCAAAGAGGUGCUAUCUGGAAAGAGAGCAAGGUGAAAAAAUUAUUCAAGAAUUUUUAUCCAAGGUGAAGCAAGUGCCUUUUACUGAAAUGUCAGAAGAAAACAUCACAAAAAAGUUAAAACAGCUGAAAGCUGAGGUAAUAGCAAAGAAUAAUAGUUUUGUAAAUGAAAUCAUUUCACGAAUCAAAGUUACUACAUGAGGAAAUCCCAUCAAAGGAACGAAGAUAAUAUUGAUAAGCUAUGGUCUGUAAUACUUUUGUAUUGUUUUUAUACUAACCCUUUUUUUCAUAGUGUUGGCAAUUUGAUGCCCAUGGGAUAUCACCUUAAUAAAAUAUUUAGUAAUACUUUGAGUACAAUUUCAAAGAUCUUUAUUUUGAAGAAUGAGAGCUGUAACUGAGGAAUACAUAAAUGGACAUGGGCAAUAGUAGUCAGUGUGUGGAGUUUUAUAAAUAAAAUCAUGUAGUUUGUGAAAUUUGA
This is a messenger RNA of Lynx canadensis (Canada lynx), 3143 nucleotides long. It is a transcript of the gene MSH2, whose product is annotated as mutS homolog 2. Gene Ontology annotation, cellular component: nucleus; MutSalpha complex. Gene Ontology annotation, molecular function: ATP binding; mismatched DNA binding; ATP-dependent DNA damage sensor activity. The record is from RefSeq and is a predicted model, not a curated record. Gene Ontology annotation, biological process: somatic recombination of immunoglobulin genes involved in immune response; mitotic recombination; mismatch repair. The transcript has 16 exons. The coding region runs from base 62 to 2866 and encodes 934 amino acids. Lineage: Eukaryota; Metazoa; Chordata; Mammalia; Carnivora; Felidae.